AUUUGACAACACACACACACACGGCUUUGUUUAAAUUCCCAAGACGGAUCAUAUGAUCCCAUACCUCCUCUCUCUCGCCUUCACAUCUUGAACAAGAAGAAGAAGAAGAAGAAGACAUGGGUGUUGAUUUGGAUUUGGAAUCCAUCUCCGAAGCCACCUCAGGAGCCGUUGGAUCUCUUCUCAGCACCACCAUUCUUUACCCUCUCGAUACCUGUAAAUCCAAGUUCCAGGCCGAGAUUCGUGUUCGUGGUCAGCAGAAAUACAGAUACUUAUCAGAUGUGUUUUGGGAAGCAAUUUCAACAGGGAAUGUUCUCUCUCUGUAUCAAGGCCUAGGGACUAAGAAUUUGCAAUCUUUCGUUUCUUCCUUCAUCUACUUCUAUAGUUAUAGCUAUUUCAAGAGGUUGCAUUCUGAGAGAAUAGGUUCCAAAUCUAUUGGAACAAAGGCUAAUCUUCUCAUUGCUGCUGCUGCUGGGGCUUGUACCUCUGUAUUGACCCAACCUCUAGAUACAGCUUCAUCAAGGAUGCAAACAAGCGAGUUUGGAAAAUCAAAAGGGUUGUGGAAGACCUUAACUGAUGGUUCAUGGGGAAAUGCGUUUGAUGGUCUUGGGAUCUCUCUUUUGUUGACCUCGAAUCCAGCUAUUCAGUAUACAGUGUUUGAUCAGCUGAAACAGAACAUCCUGGAAAAAAGAAAUGCAAAAGUCAAGAAAGAUUCUUCCCCUAUAGUCCUCUCUGCCUUUAUGGCUUUCGUAUUAGGUGCGGUCUCAAAGAGUGCUGCCACUGUCAUCACAUAUCCAGCAAUCAGGUGUAAGGUGAUGAUUCAAGCAGCAGAUGACUCGAAGGAAAAUGAAGCAAAAAAGCCCCGAAAAAGAAUCAAUAAAACGAUUCCCGGGGUAAUAUAUGCUAUAUGGAAAAAGGAAGGGAUCUUAGGGUUCUUUAAAGGCUUGCAGGCUCAGAUCUUAAAGACAGUUUUGAGCUCCGCAUUGCUACUAAUGAUCAAGGAGAAAAUCACUGCAACCACAUGGAUAUUUAUUCUAGCAAUAAGAACUCUGUUUGUCACAAAGGGUAGGUUGAAAAGUCCGUAAAGAUUGCCGUUCAGCAAACGUCCUAAGGCCAAGCAAGAGUAAAGACUUCGGUUUGGCGGUCUGUACUGAAGGAUAUCGAACAGGCAAGUAUUGUAGUCUUUCUCAUUUCAAGAACAAAUGAUUGUUUAGUAAUGAUCUGAUUGUAGGUCUGCAUAAAGCUUCUUGUUGCUUCCAGAUUGAGUUUCUGGACUUAGAGAUUUUCUGGUUAUUGCGUAGCUCUGUUUGUUCCUUCAAUCGUAAUAAAUAUGAAGAUCUAUGUGUA
This is a messenger RNA of Capsella rubella, 1344 nucleotides long. Its product is annotated as peroxisomal adenine nucleotide carrier 2. The transcript is spliced from 5 exons. Lineage: Eukaryota; Viridiplantae; Streptophyta; Magnoliopsida; Brassicales; Brassicaceae. Gene Ontology annotation, biological process: fatty acid beta-oxidation; peroxisome organization; ATP transport. Gene Ontology annotation, cellular component: peroxisomal membrane. The record is from RefSeq and is a predicted model, not a curated record. Bases 117 to 1082 code for a protein of 321 amino acids. Gene Ontology annotation, molecular function: ADP transmembrane transporter activity; ATP transmembrane transporter activity.